This is a messenger RNA of Leptonychotes weddellii (Weddell seal), 1095 nucleotides long. NCBI's taxonomy places the organism in Eukaryota, Metazoa, Chordata, Mammalia, Carnivora, Phocidae. The record is from RefSeq and is a predicted model, not a curated record.
CAUUUUGUGUUCUCCAUUUCAUUUUGCCGGCAGAAAAGAGAGAAGCGGGCCCUGGGGAACUGGAAGCUGCUGGUCAGGGGACUGCUCAUCCGGGAGAGGCUGAAGCUUCGCUAUGGGGACAAGAGUGAGGCAGGAGCUCCCCAAGCACCUGCCGGAGAUGGACUCUCUUCUGAUGAAGAGGAGGGGACCAGCUCUCAAGCAGAAGCAUCGAAGAUCCUGGCUGCCUCCUGGCCCCAAAACCGAGAGGCUGAAGAAGAGCAGAAGCCAAAGUGCCCUAAGAAGACCAAGAGGGAGAAGGCGGCCGCGGCCUCCCACCUGUUCCCCUUUGAGAGGCUGUGAUGAGGGUGGCCACCUGUGGCACCCUGUGCUACGCAGGGCCCUGGUGGUGGUGGCGUCUCCUCUGAGAAGACCCAGAAGCUGCGUGCACCACGGAUGAGGGCCAGGGGACAGGGGGGUCAAGCUGAGAUGGUGUCAUGGGUCUGGGCUGGCCCCGGGCCUUGUCACAUAGACCCAGGGUAGGGCUUUCAAAGCUGUCCGCUCCCACGCCCUAUGCUUUGAGCCACAGAACACUUCCCAGGAGACUCCCCUGCCACCUAGACGUUGCUCAGCCCACCUUUGGAAACGUGAGUCCAUUUUUUUACAGAAACCACUGGGCGAUUUAGAAAUGCACCAGCCCCUUCUUCUAGGUGAGUUCUUCAUCUGUCAGACCCUCGUGCUUUUGCCUCUCCUGCAGACGUGGGACCCUUUCUCUGCGGGCCAGGCCUUUUCCCCUCAGCCAGGUGUGCUGACGCUGCCCCUUCGUGGUGUGGCGGGGAGCAGGUGGGAAGGACGGGCAUCUCAGAUUAAUGCGGGGGGGGGACCUCCUUUUUGGAAGUGAUGCUUCAGGGUGGCAGAAGACUGGAACAAAGAGCUAAAAUCAGCGAAGAAAAGGAAAAACCCUGAGAGUUAAAGAAAUGUUAGUCAAAGUGGAUCAGUGUUCGGCUAGAUUUUAUUCAUUAUGGAUAAGUUUAUAAAAGCUCUAUGCAUUGUAGAUAAUUCAGGAGAAAUAACUUUUGUAACAUUUUGAGGAAGAAAUAAAACAUUUAUCUAAAAAGA